AUUGAAUUACUCAAUGACUUUUCCCUAUCUAAUAUAGUGUGUUUCGGUAACAUGACAGGUACUUUAGUGUUACUUAUAUCGAUAUUGUUUUUCGCGAAAAAAAUAUGGGAUUACCUUUGUAAAGUUCCUCCGGUACCCAAAUUAGCAAACUCCUGGUGGGGACCUGGUGGACACCAUGCUGAAGACGACGGAAUAAAGUCAUUAAAGAUAAUUGUUUCCGAUGACGUUCUAGACGACCUACGUCACAGACUGAAGAACUCAAGAAGUCUAAAACCACCAUUAGAAGGUACAGAAAACGAGUAUGGAAUAAAUCCAAAUCUGACAAAGCAAGUGGUGGACUAUUGGUUAGAAAAGUACGAUUGGAGGAAGAGAGAGAUCUAUCUGAAUCAGUUACCCCAUUUCAAAACAAAGAUCCAAGGUUUGGACAUCCAUUUUAUACACGUAACACCAAAAUCCUCGACGGAGCAUAGAAUAAUUCCCCUCUUACUCUUGCACGGAUGGCCUGGAUCCUUCAGGGAAUUCUAUGAGAUAAUUCCAAUACUUACCAAUCCUCAAAAUGGUAGAGACUUUGUUUUCGAAGUGGUUGUUCCGUCUUUACCAGGGUUUGGAUUUUCGGAUGCUGCUGUAAGACCAGGGCUUGGACCUCCUCAAAUGGCAGUUGUGCUGAAAAAUCUGAUGUUGAAACUUGGUAAAGACAGGUUUUUGGUACAAGCUGGAGAUUGGGGUUCGGUCAUAAUGUCCAAUAUGGCUAUCUUGUUUCCUGAACAUGUGAUUGCCACCCACAACAAUUUUUGUAUGGAUCUGUCAAUGAAGGCGAUGCUGAAGAGGUUCCUGUAUGGUCUAUGGCCUUCCCUGGUGGUUAGCGAGAAAUACAAACACUUGGUUUUUCCCACUACAAAGUUUUUAUCUGGGCUCAUCAAAGAAACAGGAUAUUAUCAUAUUCAAGCUACAAAGCCCGAAACUUUAGGUGCUGGUUUGAGCGAUUCUCCAAUGGGACUGGCUGCUUAUAUUCUGGAAAAAUUCUUAGACGAAAAUGGAGAACUUACCAAGAAGUUCACAAUGGAUAGCUUGCUAGAUAACGUUAUGAUAUACUGGGUGACCAACUCGAUGACCACAGCUAUUAGACUGUACGCUCAAGCAUCUCACAAGUCGGUAAAAUCUUUGCAUGUUGAUAGGAUUCCUGUUCCUGUACCUACAGGAUAUGCCAGAUUUGUACAUGAUGCCGUUUAUUCUCCUGAGGCAUUGUUGAAGGACAAAUACCCCCAUUUGAUCCACGUCACUGAUCUGGAAGGAGGCCAUUUUGCUGCCAUGGAAUGUCCACAGAUUUUAGCCAACGACUUAUGUGACUUCACUGAGAAAGUAUUUAGUAAACACCAUGGCUAAUGGAGUUAUUCGUGCUUUUAAAACGUUCUUGUUUGGAUAUUUUAUUGCAAGUACGUGGAUAACUCUCGAAAUGAACGAGUAUGUAACAACUGUUUCAAAAUAUAACAUUUCAUGGAA
Molecule: messenger RNA, 1500 nt
Organism: Harmonia axyridis
Lineage: Eukaryota; Metazoa; Arthropoda; Insecta; Coleoptera; Coccinellidae
Product: juvenile hormone epoxide hydrolase 2-like
Exons: 5
Coding region: 52-1383 (443 amino acids)
Biological process (GO): epoxide metabolic process
Molecular function (GO): epoxide hydrolase activity
Source: RefSeq, a predicted model, not a curated record